Messenger RNA from Patiria miniata (bat star), 2363 nucleotides. RefSeq lists its product as uncharacterized. The coding region runs from base 758 to 2281 and encodes 507 amino acids. Gene Ontology annotation, molecular function: zinc ion binding; nucleic acid binding. Lineage: Eukaryota; Metazoa; Echinodermata; Asteroidea; Valvatida; Asterinidae. The record is from RefSeq and is a predicted model, not a curated record. The transcript has a single exon.
UUAUCGCUUCUCGGCCUUUUGGCUAAGAUCAUGUGUAGUAUCUGUUCUUCCAGAACGCCUUUUUUGCAGCUCCGUGAUCUAUCUUCAAAAACUGGAGAGUGGAGGUCCCACCUGAGACCAAACCUACACCAACUGUUAGAUAAGUGAACAUAGAUUAUUGUAGUCAUCUUUAUUUUUUCAUAUUUUGCAUUUUGAGAGACAUUUGAAGGGUUUUUAGUUCCAUUUUUUGCUGCCUCGUGUGUGCGGAGUACGCCACACGACAGCACCUUCUUUUAUUGCAGUUCUCUUUUGUUCUAGUCUUUUGUUCGGAGCCGUAGCAGCGUGCGGCUCCCAUACCGUAGCUUUACGUGGGGCUGUGGCAGUGCGUAGCCCCGUGUAAUUCUUAUAUAGUAGUCUAUAGGCCAUUUUGUUUGAGGACCGUAGUAUAGGCUUUCUUUUUUUGUACAUUUCCGUCCCAUCUGAGCAAGUUGCUCAGAUAUAUAUAUAGUCCCUGUAGCCCCCAUUCUGUAUAUUACUCCAUUUAAUUCUUUCCUGAGCAGGUAGCUCAGGGAGCAUUUUUUUUUGGGUAAAUUUUAUAGUAGUAGCGAGUAGCUACGCCCCUUAUUCCAGGUGUAUAUACAUAACGUCCUUUCCCCGCGCAGAUAGCCCGGGAGCUUAAUUUUUGUUACUUCUUUCGUCAGUCAGCAGCUGUGACUGACGCCUUAUAUUUUUCUCUGUUUUUCCAUUUUACUAUUAGAAGAGAGUAUCCUAGAUCACCAUGGCCGACGUCUGGCAUAAAGACAAGGCCUUGGAGGUUAGGUUUGAAGAUGUUACGUCAGCGAAGUCGGUCUUUGACAAGUUCAAAGGAAUAGGCAUUGAGGCAGCUCAACACUUGUCGGCGAUGCAGCCCUUACAAGGGAAUAAAUUUGAAGUUGUUUUUAAGACCGCUCAGGUUUGUAAGGAAUUUUAUCCUAAAGUAGCAGACAUAGAUGGGUGCACUGUCACCAAGUUUAAUGACAUUGUCAUUGUUACAGUUCAUUAUGUCAGUAUGGCCAUCCAUGACAGCAUUGUUAGAAACAUCCUAGGCAAGUUUGGCCAAGUUCUCGCAGGGAGAUUCACCACGUAUGGGGACAACCCCACUGUAUUUAAUGGUACCAGGCAGUACAGGAUGAAGGUGACCUCCGCCAUUCCAACAGUAAUUAGGAUAGGGGAUCGUAAUGCCUGGAUUUCCUAUCCCGGGCAAGUCCGAACUUGUGCCCGUUGUGGCCAACAAGGACAUUAUGCCCGAGAUUGCAAUAACAUAAAGUGUUUUAAAUGCUUGCAGGUCGGCCAUGUGGCAAAUGAGUGCCCAAAUAGUACAAAAUGCACCAUCUGCGAGGAGGAGGGGCAUGGCUUUCGGGCCUGCCCCAAAUCCUUCGCCAGAAAAGUACAACCGGAGAGAGGAUGGAGUAAAUCAACUACGGCUCCACCUCCUCCUCCUCCACCACAGCCAGCAGGGGAGAGACUUAGCGUGAGUGAGGCGGAUGAACAACAACUUCCCGCCAAAGAAUGUCCCAAGUGUAAGAAAAUGUCCGGGCCUUUUCACUCUAGCAUUGUUUGUUUUUCAUGCAAAGGUUCUCUUCUUCCUGAAUCUUUCAGAGUUCUCGAGUGCGCCCUUUGUAAGGGCACAAAUGGUCCACCCUCCCUCGUAUGUGACAGGAACAUUUGCAGACAAGUGGUAGCCCCUGCUCAGGACGACGGGUUUCGAGUUGUUCGGAAGAGAAAGGGUUCCGCAAAACGGACCCGAUCACCGCCGGACGCUCCUGCCAGCAAAAAACCUGCUCCUUCUGCUUCGGAUCUCUUUGGCUCCAGCGACUCGUCAAUGGAGCAAGAUCAGGUAAAACCAAAAGGGAAAAAAGCAGUAUCUUCUUCUGGUUCUUCCUACUCCUCCUCCUCCUCCUCUGGCUCGUCAUCUGACUCGUCGGAUGUCGAGUCCGAGGGCGAUUCCACCGCCAACGAGGUCGAUGGAGUGGACCCUGUGAAGACAGAAAAAUGUACAAAACAUAUUAGCUCGCUGAAUCUCCCUGGUAUCAGCAAGCCAGCAAGAUGCAAAGUUUCGUCCUGUUCUUUUACCUGUCCCGCAUGGUCUGGCCUAGUCAGACAUGCCUCAUCGGUGCACAAGGACACCACACUUACUCAACUUAAGUGUCCCUGGUGCAAGUUCAAAGCAUAUACGCCAGGCAGGUGGAGCCGGCACAUUUGCCGGAGACACGCUGCUGACGCCAUCUUGAAACAGGCGGGUUUCUUCAAGAAAUUCAUAUAAAUUUUUCCCUUAAUUAAAUGGCAUUUCUCCAGGCAUUCUUCCUUUUUAACCUAAUGAUUACUAUUUUUACCCUUAAUGUAAA